Molecule: messenger RNA, 1542 nt
Organism: Aureobasidium melanogenum CBS 110374
Lineage: Eukaryota; Fungi; Ascomycota; Dothideomycetes; Dothideales; Saccotheciaceae
Product: Arabinanase/levansucrase/invertase
Exons: 2
Coding region: 1-1542 (513 amino acids)
Biological process (GO): carbohydrate metabolic process
Molecular function (GO): hydrolase activity, hydrolyzing O-glycosyl compounds
Source: RefSeq, a predicted model, not a curated record
AUGAGGUUCUCAUCUGUUCUUGCAGCCUUGUCUGCAGUCGGCAGCACGCUGGCACAGCAGACCUACACUAACCCAGUACUGUGGUACGAUCUCGCAGACCUCGAUGUCUUCCGCAAAGGCAACCAAUACUACUACUCCGCCUCUACCAUGUCCUUCUCUCCCGGCGCACCAAUCCUCAGAUCUGGAGACCUUGUCAAUUGGGAAUUUAUCGGUCACUCAGUCCCAAGACUGGACUUUCAUGACACUGCAUAUGACUUGGCCAAUGGCAAGCAAGCUUACGUUCGUGGUAUCUGGGCUUCUUCUAUGCAGUACAGAGAGUAUGACGAUACUUUUUACUGGAUUGGCUGUGUGGACUUCAAGACUACUUACAUCUACAAGGCCAAGGAUCCUGCUGAUGAUUGGAGCAAGGUUGGCGAGAUUGGGACUUGUUACUACGAUUGUGGCAUGUUGUUUGAUGGUCAGAAUAUCUACGUUGCCUACGGCAACACCAAAAUCAGCGUUGCACAGCUGAACAACGACUUCACUCAGAAGUCCACCACGCAGGUCUACAGCUCGAGCAUCUACAUCGAAGGCUCCCACAUGAAGAAGAUCAACAACAAAUACUACAUCUUCGUCACUCAACCCGCCUCCAACGAAUACGUCCUGAAAUCAGAUUCUGGUCCUUUAGGCCCUUACGAGUUCAAACUCUUUACAAAAGCUCCUGCGAGUGGUAUUCAGGGCAGUGGAAACCCACAUCAGGGAAGUGUGGUCGAUACUCCCAAUGGUGAUUGGUACUAUCUCAGUUUUGUGGAUGCGUAUCCUGGGGGCAGAAGUCCUGCUUUGGCGCCUUUUGUGUUUGAUGCCCAAGGUUGGCCUUCGUUGAAACAAACCAAUGGGUUUGCGAUUGCAAAUCCUUACCCAGUGCCUGCCGUGCCUGUUAAGUCUACCACUGGCACCGAUACCUUUACAGGACCCAAACUAGGUCCCCAAUGGGAGUGGAACCACAACCCGGAUACCUCAUCCUUCUCGUUUGCUUCUGGAGGCGGUUUAGUGCUCAAAACCUCUUCAGUAACCAAGGACCUCUAUCACGCCAAAAACACCCUCACGCAUAGGAUACUAGGUCCAGACUCUACCGCCACCGUCGCUCUUGACAUUUCCAAGAUGUCUAGUGGUGACCAAGCUGGUCUAGCUCUCUUCCGCGAUAACUCUGCUUACAUCGCCAUCCGCAACAACGCCGUAAUCCUCCAACGCGACUUGACUCUAGGAGCAGGCUGGAACACCCUCUCCACCGGCAGAACCGAAACCUCUGUUUCCCUUCCUUCAGGAACAAAGACCGUAUAUUUGCGUCUACACGCUGAUAUCAAACCUGCUGGCACCCAUCAAGGAACUUUCUCUUGGAGUGCAGAUGGCAAAACUUUUAAGACGCUGGGAACGCCGUAUACCAUGAACACGACUUAUUACUUUUUCAUCGGAUACAGAUUUGGAAUCUUCAACUUUGCGGAGAAUAAUUCGGGAGGUAGUGUUACGGUCAAGUCGUUUGAUUUGGCGUUGGGAGCAAAGUAG